AUGCCCCGAUCCCUUGCCGACCUCCCCUGCCCUUGCCCUGCCACGAGGGACCUGCGUUCAUUCUGUUGCACCCCAAGCUCUGUUGCACCUGAAGAUUCGUUCUAUAGAAUUUACAAGCUCAUUCUUCAGCACCGAAGGCGACUUCUCUUACAUCCAAAGUUCCUUCAGUCACACACCAUUUCCCUCUCCUCUGUUGCCUUCCACCUCCCUCUGUGGCAUUACAGGCUCCCUCACCGGAAGUCGGAACAAGAGAGGACAGCCGAUCUUUCAGCCGGAAUUCAGACAAUUACAGUACAUCGUUACAUGCAAGCGGUCGAUGUUCGGCCAAUUACGCCCACUACUGCACCGCCCACCACGUCGCCCCCCUAUCCACUGGCUCCCAGCCCCGCCCACCACGUCGCCCCCCCCAUUCACUGGUUCCCAGCCCCGCCCACCACGUCGCCCCCCCUUCACUGGCUCUCAGCCCCGCCCACCACGUCGCCUCCCAUUCACUGGCUCUCAGCCCCGCCCACCACGUCGCCUCCCAUUCACUGGCUCUCAGCCCCGCCCACCACGUCGCCCCCCCAUUCACUGGCUCUCAGCCCCGCCCACCACGUCGCCCCCCCAUUCACUGGCUCUCAGCCCCGCCCACCACGUCGCCCCCCCAUUCACUGGCUCUCAGCCCCGCCCAUCACGUCGCCCCCCCCAUUCACUGGCUCUCAGCCCCGCCCACCACGUCGCCCCCCCAUUCACUGGCUCUCAGCCCCGCCCACCACGUCGCCCCCCCAUUCACUGGCUCUAUGCCCCGCCCACCACGUCGUGCCCCCCAUUCACUUGCUCUAUGCCCCGCCCACCACGUCGCCCCCCCAUUCACUGGCUCUAUGCCCCGCCCAUCACGUCGCCCCCCCAUUCACUGGCUCUCAGCCCCGCCCACCACGUCGCCCCCCCAUUCACUGGCUCUCAGCCCCGCCCACCACGUCGCCCCCCCAUUCACUGGCUCUCAGCCCCGCCCAUCACGUCGCCCCCCCAUUCACUGGCUCUCAGCCCCGCCCACCACGUCGCCCCCCCAUUCACUGGCUCUCAGCCCCGCCCACCACGUCGCCCCCCCAUUCACUGGCUCUAUGCCCCGCCCACCACGUCGUGCCCCCAUUCACUUGCUCUAUGCCCCGCCCACCACGUCGCCCCCCCAUUCACUGGCUCUAUGCCCCGCCCACCACGUCGUGCCCCCAUUCACUUGCUCUAUGCCCCGCCCAUCACGUCGCCCCCCCAUUCACUGGCUCUCAGCCCCCGCCCACCACGUCGCCCCCCCAUUCACUGGCUCUCAGCCCCGCCCACCACGUCGCCCCCCCAUUCACUGGCUCUAUGCCCCGCCCACCACGUCGUGCCCCCAUUCACUUGCUCUAUGCCCCGCCCACCACGUCGCCCCCCCAUUCACUGGCUCUAUGCCCCGCCCACCACGUCGUGCCCCCAUUCACUUGCUCUAUGCCCCGCCCAUCACGUCGCCCCCCCAUUCACUGGCUCUCAGCCCCGCCCACCACGUCGCCCCCCCAUUCACUGGCUCUCAGCCCCGCCCACCACGUCGCCCCCCCAUUCACUGGCUCUAUGCCCCGCCCACCACGUCGUGCCCCCAUUCACUUGCUCUAUGCCCCGCCCACCACGUCGCCCCCCCAUUCACUGGCUCUAUGCCCCGCCCGUUAUACCCAGUUGGUUCGUUUCUUACCUUGA
Penaeus chinensis is the source of this 1704-nucleotide messenger RNA. RefSeq names its product extensin-1-like. The record is from RefSeq and is a predicted model, not a curated record. NCBI's taxonomy places the organism in Eukaryota, Metazoa, Arthropoda, Malacostraca, Decapoda, Penaeidae. The coding region runs from base 1 to 1704 and encodes 567 amino acids. The transcript is spliced from 4 exons.